UCCCACACCGCACGUCCGCGCGGCAGAUCCCCCCCGCGUCGUCUCCUCUCCACACACACGCAAGCGCGAGACAGGGGGCGGGAGCUCGUGCCUGCACUUCCAUGGCCGGCGUCUCCUCGUCUCCUCUUCGCAGCUUCACACGCGUGCGCUUUCCUUAGCCCUUCUGGUCGCACGUGCACGUUUACCGGUCGUGCUAGGACAGUUGCCUGUAGAGGUGUGUUUCUUGGAGGAAGAGGAGGAGGAGGGGAGAUGAUGGUGGGUAGGAGGGGGAGCAAGAACCCGAUGCGGCGGACGACGAGCAUGACGGAGUUCGCGCCGCCGGACGCGUUGGCGGUGGUGGUGGAGGACGAGGAGGCAGAGGCAGGGCAGCAGCUGCCCAACGGCGGUGCCGGAGGCCAGGACUGGCUGGCCGCGCUCGGCGGCGCCGGCGGCGUCGUUGGCGGCGCCGCGGCGCAGGAGGACUGGCUGGCGGCGUACCGCGCGCGCGCGGCGCCGGCGCGGGCGGGGCUCCGGCGGAACUCGGCCGAUUGCUCGGCCACCGAGGCCGCCUCCUUCCUCCGCGCCUGCGGGCUCUGCCACCGCCGCCUCGGCCCCGGCCGCGACACCUUCAUGUACAAGGGCGAGGCGGCGUUCUGCAGCCUGGAGUGCAGGGAGCGGCACAUGACGCAGGAGGAGUGGAAGGACAAGUGCGCAGUGACGUCGAUCAAGGACGCACCGACUGCGCCCCCCACCGCACGCCGCGGCUCCCGCAAGCCCGGCACCGGCGGCACGGUGGCCGCGGCAUGACGAGGCGCGCGCGCACACGCAGCCAGCGCCGAGCUCAUCGAUCACUCAUCAGCAGCCUUACUAGCUAUACCAGCUUAAUCUAUUUGUUAUCUGCAUCGCUGCAUGAGCCGUAGAUACCACUAGCUUAAUCCGAUCGAUCGAUUUAUCGAUCCGUAUAAUAUGUUAGUACAUCUAAAAAUUGUUCCUGCUUGCUCGGAUGCUAUCGAUCAUUGUUGGUAUCAUUGUACCGAUCGAGCAGCAUGUACGUAGAAGGUGAAAAAAAAGAAAAGAAAAGUGGCUGCAGCUUAGCUAGCAGCUGGAUGCAGAUGUACUGUUCGGCAGAGUUGCUGUUGGGAUUGGUCUUGUCACGAACUGGAUGUUAUUACGACGACUAAUUCGUAAUAAAGCCUGUGAGUACCAUAA
This is a messenger RNA of Phragmites australis (common reed), 1188 nucleotides long. RefSeq names its product FCS-Like Zinc finger 6-like. The coding region runs from base 250 to 786 and encodes 178 amino acids. Lineage: Eukaryota; Viridiplantae; Streptophyta; Magnoliopsida; Poales; Poaceae. The record is from RefSeq and is a predicted model, not a curated record. The transcript has 2 exons.